Molecule: messenger RNA, 921 nt
Organism: Anopheles coustani
Lineage: Eukaryota; Metazoa; Arthropoda; Insecta; Diptera; Culicidae
Product: ribonuclease kappa
Exons: 3
Coding region: 91-378 (95 amino acids)
Molecular function (GO): RNA endonuclease activity
Source: RefSeq, a predicted model, not a curated record
GUUCUGCAGGAAAGUAAAAUUUUGGGCUGCCGUAUUUUGCUCUUCGUUUGGAAGUUUCCACGGGCCGACCAGUAUUGACACGAAACGAAAAUGCCCAUCUGCGGACCGAAACUAUCGCUGUGCGGUUUGAUUAUCUCCGUUUGGGGCAUAAUCCAGCUGCUGCUGAUGGGAGUGUUCUACUACAUCAACAGUGUCGCCCUGAUCGAAGAUCUUCCGCUGGAGGAACACUAUCCUACGCCGCAAGAGUUCUAUGCGGCCGCUGACGUCGCGUAUAGUCAGAAUGCCUACAAUUGCUGGAUCGCUGCCUGCAUUUACGUCGUCACGUUGGUCGUCUCGGCCCAGCAGUUCCAUGCGAACAGUCGCUCAACGGUCGCCUAAUUUCAUCAAACCUACCCUUCAUCAUUUCCCCUCCAAAGAACACAAUGAAAUGGUAAACUACUUCCUUCUUAACAAAAGAACAACCGGCUUUCCCUUUACGAUGUAAAUAUGUGUUCGCCCUCCAUUGGCUUCCCUUCUAUCCGUUGCUGACCACAAAACAUUCCGUACCCAUCUUACGAUUUGGUUAGCCAUCGUCUCCCUUUACGCACGAAACCGACCAUCUAUUGCGUGCUUCGCAGAUUCGGUGUUUCUAGUGGUGAUCUAGCUUACGAACAACAUCUUCUGAACCAUACAGUGAAAAUGAAACUGAAACACCGUAAACCAUUCAAUAGCAAACUUCGGACAGCGCAAGAAACCAUUAUUUUCCCUUCCGAAGGUACCAACGCACGCUCGUUAGGAGUGAUAAAUGUAAAGAUACGGUAAAUAUAUUCUGAAAGUUCAAACCAACAACAGUGUUAUUACGUUCGGUUCAAAUGCGUUACGUCUUACAAUUUGUUACAUAUUUAUCAGUUCUCGUUGUAAUAAACAAUAGAACAUACCUAU